UUGUAGUGCAGCCGUUUCUAACGCGCACUGGCACGUAGGUGAGACAAGAGCUCCGUCAGCGGUUCACUCAUCGGGGGAGGGCAGCAGUAACUGGACAGCGCAGAGUCAAACCACCCGGCGCGCCCACACACCCAGACCAGACUCACACGGGGCAGUUGGAGCACUUUUGACGCACGACGCGCGGGGACAGCAGCCACAAUCCUCCAAACCACCUGCAGCCGAAAAUGGAGCGCAAAAUCCCCAAUUUCGCCGGCACCUGGGAUAUGAAGAGUUCCGAAAACUUUGAUGAACUCUUGAAAAAGCUGGGUGUGAACAAGAUGCUGCGUAUGAUUGCGGUGACGGCAGCCUCCAAGCCGCUGGUGGAAAUCUCGCAGGACGGAGAGACGUUGUCCAUUAAAACCUCGACCACAGUCCGCACCACCCACAUCACCUUCACUGUAGGACAGGAGUUUAAUGAGGCCACGGUAGAUGGACGUCCCUGCACGAGUUUUCCACGUUGGGAAACUGACAGCAAGAUCAGCUGUGAGCAGAUUCUGCAGAAAGGAGAAGGGCCAAAGACGUCCUGGACCCGAGAGAUCACCAAUGAUGGCAAGCUGAUCCUGACCAUGCGUGCAGAUGAUGUGGUAUGCACCAGAGUCUACGAGCGACAAUGAACAAGAGCACUUCUCACUUUUCGUCCUUCCAGCCUCCCCUUCUCCUGCGUCACCACUUGCAUCACUACUCCUCCUUGUGGGAGACAGCAGACCCUAGUUUAAUUCCAUUAUUUCUGCUAGCUUCACUUUGUACUAUGUGUGGUAAUUGUAUGUAGUAUGUCGUACAUCUAUCGACACAAUGGUCUUAGCUCCUGAGAUAUCCGUCUGUCUCUCCAGCUCCAUCAAACGUGGCCAGCUGGGUUUUAAACAUGUAUGUUUGUUUUCCAGAGUGACAGCUCAUUUAUUUGGCAUUGUAUGUUUGUGUGUGUGUGUGUGUGUGUGUGUGUGAGCAGCAGCAGAAGAGGUGUGAGACUAUAUUUGUAGAUGUGUAAACCAAUCUAUGAGCUCUUCCAGUUUCAGGUCAGUUUUGAUGUGUUCCCUGUCGCCCUGCCCCGCAAAUUUCACCUUUUCUAUCUCACGACGACAUUUUAUAUUUAUUACUACACUAGGAGUCUGAUACAGUACUGCUAAAGUUUUUACAUUGUGUCUCUUUUAUAUGAAAUGUGAUCAUAGGAAACAACACUUUCUAUGGGAAAAACAAUAAAGCACGAUAUUAACUCAG
Molecule: messenger RNA, 1254 nt
Organism: Acanthopagrus latus (yellowfin seabream)
Lineage: Eukaryota; Metazoa; Chordata; Actinopteri; Spariformes; Sparidae
Gene: crabp2a
Product: cellular retinoic acid binding protein 2, a
Exons: 4
Coding region: 225-653 (142 amino acids)
Biological process (GO): fatty acid transport
Cellular component (GO): cytosol; nucleus
Molecular function (GO): fatty acid binding
Source: RefSeq, a predicted model, not a curated record